This is a messenger RNA of Daucus carota subsp. sativus, 748 nucleotides long. RefSeq names its product large ribosomal subunit protein eL32z. Gene Ontology annotation, molecular function: structural constituent of ribosome. Gene Ontology annotation, biological process: translation. The transcript has 4 exons. NCBI's taxonomy places the organism in Eukaryota, Viridiplantae, Streptophyta, Magnoliopsida, Apiales, Apiaceae. Gene Ontology annotation, cellular component: ribosome; cytosolic large ribosomal subunit. The coding region runs from base 151 to 552 and encodes 133 amino acids. The record is from RefSeq and is a predicted model, not a curated record.
AGACCCAAAACUAAAGCCCAAACCAAAAAGCCCAUAAAAAUAAAAGACAAGCCGAAAAAACCCUAUAAGCUUUGUUUAUAAGAUCACCUGAAGCCCUAAAAAUCGUAGCCAGCCGCUGUAAACCCUAGGCAAAUCGAAGGUUCUAGAAAGAUGGCGGUGCCAAUGUUGACGAAGAAGAUCGUGAAGAAGAGAGUCAAGAAGUUCAAGAGGCCAUGGAGCGACCGUCUCGUCACUGUCAAGCCCAACUGGCGCAGGCCAAAGGGUAUUGACUCCAGGGUCAGGAGGAAGUUUAAGGGAGUCACCCUGAUGCCUAACAUAGGUUAUGGCACAGACAAGAAGACCCGUCACUACCUUCCUAACGGUUUCAAGAAGUUUGUUGUGCACAACACCAAGGACCUUGAACUCUUGAUGAUGCACAACAGAAAAUACUGUGCAGAGAUUGCCCAUAAUGUAUCCACCAAGAAGAGGAAGGAGAUUGUGGAGAGAGCUGCCCAACUCGAUGUUGUAGUUACCAACAAGCUUGCAAGGUUGCGUAGCCAGGAAGAUGAAUGAGUGUGGCUCUAGGAAGUUCAACAUUACUUUUAGUAGUUUUGAACUUUUAUCAGUUAUCUUGAUGCUUCUGAAAAGAUUCUAUAAUUGUGUUAAAUUUUUGGUAGCUUUGUUGGAAUACAUUGAUGAUUAUCGAACUUCGUAUGCUUGUGUACUCUUAAAUAUUUGAGUUUCUUCCGACUUGAUUUUUGAUGUUGCA